AUGAGCCAGCUUGGAAUGAUGGUUAUAGCUGUAGGUUUAUCUUCUUAUAACGUGGCAUUAUUCCAUUUAGUUAAUCAUGCGUUCUAUAAAGCGCUUUUAUUCUUAGGUGCUGGAGCAGUAAUUCAUGCUGUAGCUGAUAAUCAAGAUUUUAGAAGAUAUGGUGGAUUAAGACCAUUUUUACCACUUACUUAUUCAGUUAUGCUUAUAGCUUCUUUAAGUUUAGUAGCUUUCCCAUUCAUGACAGGGUUCUAUUCAAAAGAUUUUAUUCUUGAGUCUGCUUAUGGUCAGUAUUAUUUCUCUGGUACUGUUGUAUAUAUAAUAGCUACUAUAGGAGCAAUGUUUACUACAUUAUAUUCUGUAAAAGUGUUGUAUUUAACAUUCUUAGCUAAUCCUAAUGGACCUUUAAUCAAUUAUAAAAAUGCACAUGAAGGUGAUAUCUUUAUGAGCUUACCUUUAAUGAUUUUAGCUGUAUUCUCUAUAUUCUUUGGGUAUAUAACAAAGGAUAUGUUUAUAGGAUUGGGUUCAGGGUUCUUUUCGGAUAAUGCUUUAUUUAUACAUCCUUCUCAUGAGAUAAUAGUAGGUUACAACAUAUUUAGUUUCUUUAAUCAACGUUUCUUAAUAGAGCUAUUUUACAACAGAUAUAUUACAGGUAUUGUACUAAAACUUGGUGGACAGACUACUAAAGUAAUAGAUAAAGGAUCAGUAGAGUAUUUAGGUCCUUAUGGGUUAGAGAAAGGACUAUUAAAUAUAAUUCAUAUAUUAAUAGUUCUAAUAUUAUAUUAG
Messenger RNA from Bipolaris oryzae ATCC 44560, 783 nucleotides. RefSeq lists its product as uncharacterized. NCBI's taxonomy places the organism in Eukaryota, Fungi, Ascomycota, Dothideomycetes, Pleosporales, Pleosporaceae. The record is from RefSeq and is a predicted model, not a curated record. Gene Ontology annotation, biological process: ATP synthesis coupled electron transport; electron transport coupled proton transport. Gene Ontology annotation, molecular function: NADH dehydrogenase (ubiquinone) activity. Bases 1 to 783 code for a protein of 260 amino acids. The transcript has 3 exons.